This is a messenger RNA of Pyrus x bretschneideri (Chinese white pear), 1340 nucleotides long. RefSeq lists its product as uncharacterized. The transcript has 9 exons. NCBI's taxonomy places the organism in Eukaryota, Viridiplantae, Streptophyta, Magnoliopsida, Rosales, Rosaceae. The record is from RefSeq and is a predicted model, not a curated record. The coding region runs from base 295 to 1149 and encodes 284 amino acids.
CUUAUUCUUAUGUUUGAAACCAAUAUGUACGCUCAUAAAACAAAAUGGGGUGCGGCUCUUGUGUUUAUGCUAUUGGAGGAAAGAAGAAGUUGACUGUCCCUGAAGUCGCGGUCUUCGUUCCGUCUACGCGAAUCCCGGCUCAGUCUGAUGUUCAAAAGCGUCUUAGAGGCCUCAUUCCAAAAGAUCUUGUUGACAGACAGUCAUCGCUUCGCAAUCAGAUUGUCUUAGUUGCAGAGGACACCGGAAGCAUGUGUGGCAAACUCCUGGUUUGAAGUACUAUCUGUUGUGGACCUGAUGGCUAUGCUUACAUUGUCGGAGGCUGACACCUUGAUGAUCCCAUUCAACCAUUCUGGUUCGACUAUAAGGACAGUUUCUUCAGAUUCCAAGAGAGAUGCUGUCGACUUAUUGCUCAAGGCAUCUGACUACUUGGAAUUCUGUGUCCGGGAUGUCCUGGUUCGCAUACCACCUGAAAUCAAGAAAAAUUUGCCCAAAAUUUUGCAGGAUGGUGUAUUGGAGGCCAUUUCUUAUCAAACUCUAGGCCAGGGAACAGAAAUCCAGCUUGGCUUAGCUGUUGAAUAUCAGAAGGCCGCACUAUCAGUUAAAAGGAGACUGGCAUGUGAACAGUUGACCUAUUUUAGUCAGGCCUAUAACUGCUUGUCAGGAUGUGACAUGAAUAACGGGUGUGAGAAGAAGCAUAUCUGGUUCAUCAAUUGGAAAUUUCUUGAGUCAAAGGCUGCAUCGUAUUACUAUCACGGUCUGAUCCUUGACAAGGGCAAUGAACCGUCCUGCCACGUUAGUGCUGUAUGUUGUUUUCUUGCGGCGGAAGAACUUCUAUCGGAGAGCAAGAAGGCUUGCUUAACCUUUUGCCUUGCAGCUCCAGUUACCAGGGCUCCUCCACUCUGGGGAGCUAUGAGGCAUUUGCAUCAGAAAAUUCCUGAAGUUGCAACAAGGAAAUCUCAGAUGUAUGGCUACCUUUUAGAACAAGAAAAGGUUCUACAAACAUUGCCUGACCUGCCAGAAUUUCAACUGUCAUUAAGACCUGAUGACUAUCAGCUACCCGAGAUUGACCCGGCCUGGGAUUCCGAAAAGUGGGAAGCUGAAGGCCAGACCUUGAAAGCGCACCCAAAAGACAGCAACGACGAGACAUAGACUCCAGAGUGAUACUUUAAGUCCAGUACUAAUCAUGUUAUUAGUGACUUAAACAAGCUUAAUACAUAUCACAAUGUAUAUGUUUUAUAUACGAUCAUCAUUCAUCACUGAUAUAUGAUGGUCCACGCAAGUCAGGCGAGCAAAUACAAAGGGGUCAUCAAUUAGUGACAAUCUUGUUGAAUUAAAUGGCA